Biomphalaria glabrata is the source of this 4002-nucleotide messenger RNA. Its product is annotated as delta-1-pyrroline-5-carboxylate synthase-like. The transcript is spliced from 17 exons. Gene Ontology annotation, cellular component: cytoplasm; mitochondrion. The record is from RefSeq and is a predicted model, not a curated record. The coding region runs from base 350 to 2704 and encodes 784 amino acids. Gene Ontology annotation, molecular function: glutamate 5-kinase activity; glutamate-5-semialdehyde dehydrogenase (NADP+) activity; ATP binding. NCBI's taxonomy places the organism in Eukaryota, Metazoa, Mollusca, Gastropoda, Planorbidae.
ACUGUGUAGUUAGUGUUACACUGUUACAGUUACAGUAUACAUAAUACAGUAUACAUAAUACAGUGUUACUUUUAACUUUACUAUUUUAGUAUUAGUUUAGUUUAGUGUUACUGUUAGUUUAGAAGAUACAAGAUCUAUCUACUAGAUCUAGUUAAAUCUAGUACUAAGACUAAGUAGUGUUACUCACUGUUACUGUUACACUCUGACUCUGUUACUCAAAUUCAAAUGCAUAACAACCUUUAACAAGGUCCAAGUCUAGGAUCUAGAUUCUCAGAUCUCUAGCAUCUAAUAGCAAAUAUCCAUAAUCCAGGCUCCAGCAGAAAAGAGAUUUAAAGGGCUGUAAAUAGAAAUGCUGUGUCGAAGAGCUGCAUCUUACCUGCAAAACACCCAUGGCUUAUCUAAAUCAAGAUUUGCUUCAGCCUUUUGGAUCUACAGCAGAAGAUUGAAAAGCACAGCUGCAAUAGAUGAUGAAAAUGAACAGCCUCAGCCUGGUGCUGCUCUACUGAGAAGUGAUUUGAAUAAGGUCAAAAGAAUUGUCAUCAAAUUGGGCAGUGCAGUGAUUACUAGAGAAGAUGAGUGUGGAUUGGCUCUUGGAAGAUUGGGAUCUAUUGUGGAACAGGUAGCAGAGCUUCAAAACCAAGGGAGAGAAAUGAUCAUUGUUACCAGUGGAGCAGUAGCUUUUGGUAAACAGAAGUUGCGUCAGGAAGCUGUUUUAUCAAUGAGUAUGAGACAAAAUCUUACAAGUGUUGAAAAUGGAAUGAGACUUGGGGAGAAAAGGCAGGGAAAGUUGAGGCCUCCAACAUUAGAACCAAGAGCUUGUGCAGCUGCAGGUCAAAGUGGGUUAAUGUCAUUGUAUGAUGCCAUGUUCCUUCAGUAUGGUGUUAAAACUGCUCAGAUCCUAUUGACAAAACCAGACUUUCAAAAUGAACACAGUCGUGAGAAUCUCAGAGGGACAUUGAAUGAACUGCUUAAGUUGAAUAUUGUUCCCAUUGUAAAUGCUAAUGAUGCCGUGGCCCCACCACCAGAACCAGAUAUGGACUUGGCUGGAGUAAUUAGUGUAAAGGACAACGACAGUCUUGCAGCUCGUUUAGCUUCAGAGAUGCGUGCUGAACUAUUGAUCAUCAUGAGUGAUGUAAAUGGUCUUUAUACAGCUCCACCUGGUAUGCCAGAUUCUAGGCUCUUGAAUACAUAUUGCCCUGAGAUGGAUCAAGUUAUUAUUGCUGGCAAAUCAAGAGUUGGAACUGGCGGCAUGGACUCUAAGGUAAAAGCUGCUACCUAUGCGCUAGCAAGAAACUGUUCAGUGGUUAUUUGUAAUGGUUGUGAGGAACAAGCCAUCAUCAACAUUGUCAAAGGGAAAAAAGUGGGUACUUUCUUUACACGUGCUCAGGCUAGAGGAACACCUGUUGAACUUCAGGCUAAGCUUGCACGUGAGGGGAGCAGAAAACUUCAGGCUUUGUCUGGCAUACACCGUGCGGCUAUUGUGAACAAACUGGCUGAUUUAUUAUUAGAACGUAAAUCCGAAAUCUUAGCUGCUAAUCAGCUUGAUGUUCAAGAAGCUUUUGGAUCAGGUAUGCAGCAGUCAGAAAUGGCCCGUCUUUAUUUGAGUGAUCAGAAGCUUGAAACGCUUUCAAAGGGACUUAGACAAAUUGGUGUAGAUGCUGUAAAUGCUAUUGGAAAAGUUGUGCAAAAAACUUGUUUGGCAGCAGGACUGGAGCUGGAAAAGAUAACUGUUCCAAUUGGAGUUUUGUUGGUCAUUUUUGAAUCUCGACCAGAUGCUCUACCACAGGUGGCUGCACUAUCCAUUUGUAGUGGCAAUGGUCUGUUACUUAAAGGUGGUAAAGAAGCCAAACACAGCAAUAAAAUGAUUUUUUCACUCAUUCAAGAAGCUUUGGAACCUUUUGCUCCAGUUGAUACAGUGGCACUGAUAAGCCGCAGAGAAGACAUUGCUGAUCUGCUACAAUUGAACCAAUACAUUGAUUUAGUUAUUCCACGAGGAUCUCAAGAGUUGAUGAAUAGAAUCCAACAGUUGACACAAGGCAUACCUGUUCUGGGUCACACUGAAGGAAUCUGUCAUGUUUAUGUAGACAAAGAUGUUGACCCAGAAAUGGCCCUUCAUAUAGUGAAAGAUUCCAAGUGUGAUUAUCCAGCAGCAUGUAACAGCAUGGAAACAUUAUUAAUUCAUAAGUCACACAGAGAAGGACCUCUCUUUGACAAGUUAUGUGAAAUGCUGAAAGUUCAAGGGGUAAAAAUCCAUGCUGGGCCCAAAUUAGGUCAAGUUCUAAGAUUUGGUCCAUCUUUGGCUGCAUCAAUGCACACUGAGUAUGGUGCUCUAGAGUGUGCUGUGGAAAUAGUGGAUGACUUAGAUGAUGCAAUCAGUCACAUCAACAAAUAUGGCAGCUCACACACUGAUGCAAUCGUCACAAAUAAUGAUGAGAAUGCAGAACAUUUCCUGAAAAUGGUUGACAGCGCUUGUGUUUUCAAGAAUGCAAGUACAAGAUUUGCUGAUGGUUACAGAUUCGGACUUGGAGCUGAAGUGGGUAUCAGCACAUCCAGAAUACAUGCCCGUGGGCCAGUUGGAUUAGAGGGGCUUCUCACACAUAAAUGGAUUUUAUCUGGCACGGGCCAAGCAGUUGCUGAUUUUUCAUCAGGAAAAUACAAAUUUGUUCAUGAAAAGCUGGCCAUUGAAGACAAACCAAACUCCUGACUGUUAAAGAAAUAAAACAUUGAAAAUGUUUUGAACUGUUAUUACUGCUGACCACAAGUUUGGUCCUGAUAUUGGAUUGUAUAGAAAAUUAUGAAUGAAUCCUUUACACACAUUCGGAAUGGAAUAUUUAUUUCUUUUGGGUGUAUAUUGUACAGUUUAAAAGAUUAAUUUUUUGUAAGAAAGAAAAUGCAAAUUUUCAGAAAUGUUAUACUUUUUUGCAAUAAAGAAUUUAGAUCUCUGUCAUCUAAGACAUUGAUGAGACUGUUUCUGAAGUGUACCAUUCAUUGUUUCUUGUCUGAACACAAGCAAGUUUCAUGACACAAAUUUAGUCAUUGGAAAGGUGUGUGAAUCCUAUAAAGUGAAUCCUAAUACAGUUUUGACAUGAUUCUACUUAAAUGAUUUGUUUGAAAGUUUCAUGACAUAAAUCUUUGGAAAGGGAAGUGAAUCUGAAGAUGCAUUAAAGUUUCAACAUGAUUAUGCCUAAAUGAUUUGUUGGCCUCAAUAGAAACACAAAGAAAAUUUUCAUGACUACACAAGUACUCUUAACAUAUUCUAUAAUAAUUUGAUGUACAAGUGCCUUUAAGAUUUACAUAUUUUUGUCUUAGCAAGUACACAAAGUUUAAUAGUAUUCAACUGACGAGGAACUGAACUUGUCUAGGAGAAUUAUACAACCUUAAGUUCUUGAUUCACAUCUAAUGAACAAAGUAGACUUACGUUUACUAAAGAUAACUAAUUGCCUUCCAGUAACUGAUAAAUUUGAUAAAGGAUGAAGCUUGUGCAAAGGUUCAUAUGAACUUAAGGGUUCUUUAAUGGAAUUAAAGCUUUUUUUUUAUUUUUAUUAGAACAGAAAAAUUUAAGUAACGAAAUGUAGGUUUGCAAGAAAAUAAAAAGAAUGGCAGAAUAUGUUGAAAGCACAGAAAUUUAACUUAAAAUGUGAUACCCUUCUACGAAAAACUCUUCCCUUAAAUUUUUUUUUUUUAAAUUAUUUCUUGUAUGGGUUACAAGUAUAUCAGACUGAGCAAAAAUCUGAAUGUAAUGUUGAAGUAUCUCAUCAAAAGCCAAAUGGCUUAUUUUCAAAUACAAAUUAUAGCUUAGUUGAAUGGAAUCGGACUUACUUCUAUUUAAAAUUUGUUUCAUGUAUUAUACUGGGAAAAUAUCAAUAUCAAUAUAUCACUUGAGGCUGGUUGAAUUGUGAAUCUUAAGAAAAAAAAAUUAUAAGCUUUACUAACAUUACAUUCAUUAUUUCUGUAACAUUUAUGUUUGUAAUCAAUAAAAUUGUUUAUUCAAGCAGAACUUUA